Molecule: messenger RNA, 1340 nt
Organism: Anopheles funestus (African malaria mosquito)
Lineage: Eukaryota; Metazoa; Arthropoda; Insecta; Diptera; Culicidae
Product: retinaldehyde-binding protein 1-like
Exons: 6
Coding region: 252-1181 (309 amino acids)
Cellular component (GO): membrane
Molecular function (GO): phosphatidylinositol bisphosphate binding
Source: RefSeq, a predicted model, not a curated record
CAAGUUAGGCCUGUGUGCCGGAGUAUUGCCGACCGGCUUGUGGAACGUUUUCUUCGUCAGUUUUCUUUCGCAAGUUUCGUUAGUUUAGCCAUCUCUAAAGCUGUGUGCGUUAAGCAUUCCCUCGUUCUUGGAGGCGUUCUUGCUCGACGACGAAAUUCUUUCGGGCGCGUGCACUGGUUCAGGGCGCACGCAACUUUAUUGUUUCUUGUCGUGUCUUUCGGGAAGCAUCCGGCUGUGCGUGUUCAUUCAGAAUGGCUUUGCGUUACGAUGAGCUGAAAGCUCCGUUUGUUGAUUUCGGAAAUGGAGUUAAGUUGGCGCUCAAUUUGGAAGAGUUUACGGACGCGGCAUCGAAGGAAAAGGCAGCCAAAGAGUUACGCGAAACAGCCGACGUGAUGGACGCAUCGAUUCGGAAGCUUCGUGAGUUAAUACAGCAGGAAAAGCAGCUAAAAGUUCCAAUGGAGAAUGAGGCGUACAUGAGGCGUUUUUUACGCCCCAAAAAAUACUAUCCAGACAGUACGUUUGAUAUGAUGAAAGCAUUUUAUCGCAUGAAAGCGAGAGAAAAUUUCAUCUCCGAUCACUUCACGACGAACUCGAUUAAAAACGCUCUGGAGGAUCGUGUGGUACAGAUUCUGCCGAAGCGCGAUCAACAUGGGCGUCGCAUACUGUACAUGGAAAUGGGAGCAAAAUGGAACUGCACGAAAGUACCAUCGCUGGAGGCAAUCCGUUGCACCAACAUGCUAAUGGAGAUGGUUGGCCAAGAACCAACCACCCAGCUGAACGGUGUCGUGUUCGUCAUCAACUUCGACAAGCUGUCGCUGUCGCAUAUCGGCCAGUUUCCCCCCAAGUUCGUGAAGACGGUGGUGGACCAUGGGCAGAAGAACUCACCCCAUCGCAUCAAGGGCAUACACAUCGUAAACAAUGCGCGCAUGUUUAACAUCUUUUUCAAGAUAUUCAAACCAUUUCUGGGGAAGAAAUGGAGCCAGCGGAUAUUCUUACACGGUGUGGAGUUCAAAUCGCUUCACGAACACAUCGAUGCCGACUGUUUGCCCUCGUUUCUGGGAGGAACGUACGAGCUGCCGGAGUAUGAUGGGGCAGUUAUCGGACAGCUGUUGGAUUGCUACAAGGAGAAAUUUGAGCAGGAGGAGAACUAUGGAUACGUCAAUGAGGUGAAAGAAUCUUAAACUGGAAAUUGGUAAUUUGCAGUAAAAUGAUCAAUAAUUGUGCUCCUGCUACAUCACGAAGCGUAAUAAACAAAGGUUAACUCAUGAACUGCCGUAGAUUUUCAAUUUUUGUUGCAGUAUAUAAAAAACAAAUAAACAUGAAACAAUUCAUAAAUCCUA